Messenger RNA from Vidua chalybeata, 1740 nucleotides. RefSeq names its product yrdC N6-threonylcarbamoyltransferase domain containing (gene YRDC). Gene Ontology annotation, molecular function: double-stranded RNA binding; nucleotidyltransferase activity; tRNA binding. The transcript is spliced from 5 exons. The record is from RefSeq and is a predicted model, not a curated record. The coding region runs from base 1 to 897 and encodes 298 amino acids. Lineage: Eukaryota; Metazoa; Chordata; Aves; Passeriformes; Viduidae. Gene Ontology annotation, biological process: regulation of translational fidelity. Gene Ontology annotation, cellular component: cytoplasm.
AUGGCGCGGGCGGCGCGGGUGCUGGCGCUGGCGCGGGCGGCGGAGCAAGCGGCGGGGCCGGGGCUGGGCCCGGGCUGUGCCCACCUGGUGCUGCUACCGCCCGCCGGCGGGGCCCGGCCCGGCCCGCAGGGUGCGCGCGGGGAGCCAGCGGAGGGCGGAGGCUGGGCCGGCGGCGGUAGCGCCCCAGUGGAACCGGGCUGGCCCGCAGCGGAAGGUGGAGGCCCCGGCCGGUGGCGGCGGGGGCCGGGCUGCCCCGCUGACUGGAGGGAGGCGGUGGCGGCCACGGCCGGUGCCUUGCAGGCGGGCGGGCUUGUGGCGGUGCCUACGGACACGGUGUACGGCGUGGCCUGCCUGGCGCAAGACUCGGCCGCCGUGCGCAGCAUCUACAGCCUGAAGGGGCGGAACGGCGCCAAGCCGCUCGCCAUCUGCCUCGGGGACGUGGAGCGGCUCUAUCGGUACUGCCACGUGAAUGUUCCCGACGAGCUGCUGCGGGACUUACUCCCGGGACCAGUGACGCUGGUGUUAGAGCGUUCAGAGGAGCUGAAUAAAGACUUGAAUCCGUUCACAUCGCUGGUUGGAGUUCGCAUUCCAGACCACCCCUUCAUGAGAGACCUGGCACGAGCCUGCUCGGGACCGCUGGCUCUGACGAGCGCCAACAUCAGCUCACGGGGCAGCACGCUGACCGUGUUGGAAUUCCAGGACUUGUGGCCUCAGCUGUCCUUGGUCAUUGAUGGAGGCCCCAUAGGAGACAUCCAGAGCCCAGAGUGUCGCUUGGGGUCAACUGUGGUUGACUUAUCUGUGUCGGGGAAAUUCUCCAUUAUCCGUCCUGGCUGUGCACUAACGCCCACAGUUGAAAUCCUGCAGAAGAAGUAUGGCUUGGUACCAGAAUCUUCCUAACCCUUGGGACUGGGAGCUGGUGGAGCUGGGCACCGUGUGCCUGUGCACUCAGGAGUGGGUGAUCAUGGCCUUGUUUAAUAAGGUCGAUGGGUUAUGUCAAGGUAAAUAAAAAAAUAUUCAAAAAGAAAGACAAGAAAACCCCUUUUGACCUCUUUGUGCUGCUGUACUGUUCCCAAACUGUCCGUUGUGUUAUCCUGGUCAGGCUUUGUGAAAUACAGUACAGUCCUGAUUAUUCAGAUGCCAAAGGGAAAGCUAAAUAAGCCUGGGUAACAGGUUUCAGAAAUUCAAGGGACUUGUCAGCAUAAUUAAUAGAAAUCAGGGGACAUGGCCAUGUUUUGGAUAAUAGAAAGUGCUGGACAACAGAGGCAGAUGACCUAGGGUUAUAUUACAAUACCAAAGCCUCAUUGUAGCUUCCACAGCUCUCAUAUUAAAAGACUUUCCUAGUAUCUGAUUACCAUCCAAAAAUGCACUCUGCCCUGUGUGCCCCCCCCGCCCCCACUUCUGAGUGCUCAUCCCGUGCCAUCUGCACUGGAAGGAAAGCAGACAUGGAGCAGAGGGGUUUGGAGCUUUGAUGGUUUUACAGCUGUGCUGUUCUCUGGCUGCUUUUCUCUGUUCUAAAUGUGAUCAAAACCUCCUGCUGAGAUGAAACUGUCAGUGCUUCUGAAAAUUCACAGCAUUCAGAUAGCCCAGGCUAGAGCUGCUCAGAGCAGCCUGCUUCCUCCUAAUGCAGAGAAUGAAAUAAGCUCUUGGUGUGAUGAUCUUCUUUUGUUUAAAUGUGAAUUCUCUCUUGGUUUUGCUCUGAAAUGGUGCUAAGCUGAAGUAAACAGGGAAUGGAUGAAAGUG